AUGUGUAUCCGCGUUGUUUUGGGGGUCAAGCGGAAAAACGCGAGAGUCACGCUGACGUUAAAUGAAGGCGACAUGGUUCUGUUCAGGGGCGACUUGGCGCAUGCAGGUGCAAAGUACGAAGACGAGAACAUUUGCCUGCAUUGUUACGUCCGCGUCAGAGGCAUCAGGUAUCGCUCAAAUACAACAGAGACCGUCCCGUUCAAAAGCUAUGGAUGCAGCAAGUGCAUGAGCUUGUGUGAUUCGCGCCAGGGGCUACGCGAUCACAAAUUGGUGUGUAAUUUUGAAGCGGAUUUUCCCUGCCUGUACUGUGACAGCUCCUUCAACAAACCGUACACGCUAACGAAGCACAUCAGUCGAAAGCAACCCGGUGAGCACCGCGCGCGGCGAUCGUCGCGUCACGCAGAUGAGGCCAUGGAGGAGGCAACCGAGAGCGAUAUUCACGGCGAAGAUGGAGAUGAUGAAGGAGAGAGCGAGGACGACGAAGAAGAGAGCGAGGGCGACGACGGAGAGAGUGAGGACGAAGAAGAAGACGAAGACAAGGAAGAGAAGGAGGCGGAGGAGGAAGAGAGUGAGAGUGAUCUGAGUGAACCGGGUGAGAGCUCCUAG
Molecule: messenger RNA, 606 nt
Organism: Phytophthora sojae
Lineage: Eukaryota; Oomycota; Peronosporomycetes; Peronosporales; Peronosporaceae
Exons: 1
Coding region: 1-606 (201 amino acids)
Source: RefSeq, a predicted model, not a curated record